Anolis carolinensis (green anole) is the source of this 2675-nucleotide messenger RNA. RefSeq names its product death domain associated protein (gene daxx). Lineage: Eukaryota; Metazoa; Chordata; Lepidosauria; Squamata; Anolidae. The record is from RefSeq and is a predicted model, not a curated record. Gene Ontology annotation, cellular component: nucleus; PML body. The coding region runs from base 161 to 2329 and encodes 722 amino acids. The transcript has 8 exons. Gene Ontology annotation, molecular function: histone binding; transcription coactivator activity; nuclear androgen receptor binding. Gene Ontology annotation, biological process: regulation of apoptotic process; nucleosome assembly; negative regulation of DNA-templated transcription.
CUAGGGAGACACGCGUACGGCAAAGAUGGCGGAGCGCGCGAGGCGGGCGAGGCGGGCGAGGCGGGGACUUCCGGUCCUGCGCAGUGCGCUCGGAGGGAGAUAAGAGGAACUGAAUGCUGCGUCUGGGCGCGAGAGCGGGGAAGGAGGCUGAGGCGACGCCAUGGCCCAGGCCAACGACUCGGCCGUCACCAUCGCCUCCAUCCCGUCCUCCUCCUCUGACAGCAGCUGCCUCAUCCUGGACGACGACGAGGAGGAGGAAGAAGAAAGAGAAAGAAGGCAGCCAGGGGCAGGGGAGGCCUCCAAGAAGGGCCCCGAUGCCCCCGAGAAGAAGCCCGAGGAGCGGCCUGCCCCACACGCCAACGGCCGGGCCCCCUCCGCCGCCCACACCGGCCUCCGGGCCGAGAACGAGCGCCUCUUCGCCGAGUUUGUGGCCUUCUGCACACAGCACACGGCGGACCACCCGGAGGUGAUGCCUUACCUGGCGGCCCGGCACCAGAAGGCGGAGGGGCCCUUCCUGGCCUCGGUGGAGUUCCGCAACAUCCUGGGCCGCUGCCUGAGCCGGGUCCAGUCCCGCCGCAGCAAGGUCUACGUCUACAUCAACGAGCUCUGUGCCGUCUUCAAGAACCACUCCCAGCGCAGGAGGGUCCCCAUCACCACGGAGGGGGCCCCGCCCGAAGGCCCCUCCGCCCCCCCGGAGGAAGGCCCCGCCCCCGAGGCACCCCCUGCGGAGCCCCCCAAGGCCCCCCCGCCCUCCUCCUCCUCCUCCAGCAGCUCCCGGCGGCAGAUCCGGUACCUGGAGAACCUGCUGCGCCUGUACGCGGAGGAGAUCCGGCGGCUGCAGGAGCGGGAGCUGAACCUGGAGGAGCUGGACGAGGAGGACUCGGCCUACCUGCAGGAGGGGCGGCUCAAGCGGCGCAUGAUGCUGGUCUUCCGCCGGCUGUGCGCCCUCAAGGACUGCAACGGCCUCACCGGGAGGGUCAUCGAGCAGCGCAUCCCCUACCGCGGCACCCGCUACCCGGAGGUCAACCGGCGCAUCGAGCGGCUCAUCAACCGCCAGACCGAGGCCUUCCCCGACUACGCCGACAUCCUCAAGGCCGUGCAGAAGGCCAGCGCCCGCCACAGCCUGGGCCUCCCCAAGAAGCAGAUGCAGAGCAUGGCCGCCGACGCCUUCCGCGAGGUGGGCAACCGGCUGCAGGAGCGCAGGCACCUCGACCUCAUCUACAACUUCGGCAGCCACCUCACCGACCAGUACAGGCCUGGCACGGACCCUGCGCUGACGGACAAGGCCCUGGCGCUGCGGCUGAGGCAGAACCGGGAGCGGGCCGUGCAGCGCCUGGAGGAGGUCACCUCGCAGUUUGCGCAGCUGCAGGACCAGAGCGAGGAGCAGGAGUGGCGCCGGCGCAGGAAGGGCGGGCGGGCCCCCACCCCCACCCACCCCGGACCCUCCGCCCACAAGGAGACCACCCCCCAAAAGGGCAGCCAGAGUCCAAAGCAGGGCAGCAAAGGGUCCCCCAGGGAGGAAGAGGAGGAGGAGGAAGAGGAAGACGAGGAGGAGGAGGAAGAGGAGGAUUCCUCCCUGGAGUGGGACAUGGAGGAGGACCUGGCCAAGUGCCUGGAGGGCGAAGAGGACGAGGAGGAGGAGGAGGGGCCCCCACCAGAUGAGGAGCCCCCGGCGCAGGAGGUGGAGGCCGACCAGCGCAUGGACCUGGAGGUGGUGGAGGUCAUGUCUUCCUCUGCAGAAGACGAGGAGGAGGACGAGGAAGACGAGGAGGAGGAGGACGAGGAGGAGAGCGAUGCCCGCAGCAGCCAAGGAGCCGGAGGGGCGGAGGAGGGCCAGCCGGGGGCCCUGGAGGCGCCCCUCGCCCCCCAGGCGGGGAAGCCACGCCUGCCGGAGAAGAGGGAGACCCCUCCGCCCUCCCCCAUCCUGUCGGACCGGGCGGCCUCCAAGCGGAAGGGGGGGCUCCAGGAGAACGGGGGCUCCCCCCAGGCGGGGCUCACCAGCAUCCAGGGCCUCAACGGACAGCCUCCGGGGAAGCGGGCCAGGACGGAGCGGCGGGGGUCCAACAGCAGUUGCAUCGAGGUCCCCAGCACGGGCUCCUCGGAGGCGGAGGAGGAGGAGGGCGGCCACGAUGCCGAUGCUGAGGUGGUGCUCUUUCGUCCGCUGCCCCCCGCGGCCCCUCCGCAGCCGGACUCCACCUGUGCCGACUCCCCCGGGCAAGGCCUGGUCUCCAGCUCCCUGGGAAGCCCUCCGCGCCAGCAGACCACCAAGACGAGUGUGGCCACGCAGUGCGACCCGGAGGAAGUGAUUGUCUUGUCGGACUCCGACUAGCCCUCCCCUCCCCUCCCCUCCCCUCCCCAUGGGUGUCUGCAGUGUUGGGAGCGUGUUUUGGGGAGGGGGCUGUCCCCGGACCCCGUGGCUCGGCCCAAGGAUUUUUCUAUUAUCCAGGUUUGCUUUUUUGGAAAGAGGGAGGGGGGGGAGGGAGGGAGGGGAGGGAGGAGCCUUUCAAUUCUUCCCUUUUUUUAAUUCAUCCCCUUUGGGGGCUACUUUCUUUUCGUCUUUGUAUAUUUAUGCUUUUGGUCUUUUCUUUCUUUGGAAAUUGUGGGAUUUGGGUUUUUUUUUUUUUUCCAAACAACAAACAAAAAAAACAGGAUGGAAUAAAGAAUAUUUUUGUGUA